Molecule: messenger RNA, 774 nt
Organism: Echinops telfairi (small Madagascar hedgehog)
Lineage: Eukaryota; Metazoa; Chordata; Mammalia; Afrosoricida; Tenrecidae
Gene: LRRC74B
Product: leucine rich repeat containing 74B
Exons: 6
Coding region: 1-774 (257 amino acids)
Molecular function (GO): protein binding
Source: RefSeq, a predicted model, not a curated record
AUGUCUGCGGAGAACAGAAGUCUGGAGGACGUGGAGGAGAGUCCUAGGCGUCCUACAGGAGUCAGGGAUGAAGACAUGGAUUUGGACUCUGACCUGGAGACAGAAGGAUCUCGAAGAGCCCCCCACAUCAUUCCUACCUCCUGCUUUCGGCAUCAAGGGAGUGGCCCAGAGCUGACCCUUCGGCACCGUGGCCUGGGGCCCCAGGGGGCUCAGGGUCUCAAGUCUGUCUUGGCUUCCAGUCCCCACAUCAAGAAGCUGGACCUUCGGGACAAUGGUCUGUGUGCAGCGGGAGUCGCAACCCUGGAAGGGGCCCUGCGCAAAGGCAGCUGCAUCUGUGAUGUGGAUCUGUCCGAGAACCAGCUGGGAGCAGAGGGGGUCCGGGUCCUGUGCUCUGUCCUGGUGGCACACCCAGCCGUGCGGAAGGUGGUGCUGGCGGGGAACAGGCUGGAGGAGCAGGCAGCCCUGCAUCUGGCUGAGCUGCUGCUGCUCCAAACCACCUUGCAGUCCCUGGACCUGAGCUACAACGCGCUGAGUGAUGAAGCAGGGAAGACUCUUGGACCAGCCCUGGCGGAAAACACAGGACUCACAGAGCUGAACAUGAGCUGGAAUUGCCUUCGAGGCCCAGGAGCGGUGGUCUUUGCCAAGGGACUGGAGGCAAACAUCUUCCUGAAAGUUCUGGAUGUCUCAUACAAUGGCUUUGGGGACCCUGGAGCCUCAGCAGUGGGUGAGGCCCUCAAAGUCAACAACGUGCUGGAGGAACUCAAUAUGAGGUGA